GACGGGAUGAAGACGCAAGAGGGGAAGAUCAUCAACCAGGGCCUGGAGGACGAGAUGGAGGUGUGGGGGUACCGGCCCUGUCUGUGGAAGAUGGUCCUGGUGGGUGUUGGUGCAGUUUGCUCCGGCGGUCUCCUGCUGCUGCUGCUCUACUGGCUGCCUGAGUGGGGCGUCAAGGGCACCUGCACGCCCACCUCUCUGAGGGACGCUCAGACGCUGCUGCUCAGGACGACGGAUGAGUUCAAACAGUGGUUUCGGGCCAAAGUACAUGUGAUGUUGGCUCCCGGGAAGAAGCCCUUUGAUGAUUUGGGUUUGCUGUCCAAAGCCCAGCUGCCAAAUGGAGACGGCGACCACAUUCCCAGCGCUGCGCAUGCAGAGCAUCGUGGGAAGUUUCCUCACAGGGAACCUGCUCAGGUCCAGUACUUUGUCCACCACAGCACCAAAUACUACUGGAGUGAUGUGAUGCAGAACUUUGAAGUGUACAAAGGCCUGGAGGAUGUAAAGGUGACCUGUGCAGGCAUCCACGCCGAGCACAUCUCUGGGCUUUCUAAAGCGCUGCAGGACUACAGGAGGUUGUUUUUCGGGGAGAACGAGAUCGCCGUGAUAGUGCCCUCUUUGUUCAAGCUGCUCAUACAGGAGGUCUUGAACCCCUUCUACAUCUUCCAGCUCUUCAGUGUUAUUCUGUGGAGUACGGAUUCCUACUACUAUUACGCAUCAGCCAUAGUCCUCAUGUCCGUCAUUUCAAUCGCCGCCACGUUGUACACGGUUAAAAAGCAAUACGUGAUGCUGCACGACAUGGUGGCGGCGCACAGCGUGGUCCGUGUGUCGGUGUGCAGAGGAAACGAAGAUAUCGAACAGGCCAUGUCGACAGAGCUUGUGCCUGGUGAUGUCAUCGUCAUCCCGGCCAACGGGAUGAUCAUGCCGUGCGACGCCGUGCUCUUCCACGGGACCUGCAUCGUAAACGAGAGCAUGCUGACAGGAGAGAGCGUGCCAGUCACCAAAACCAGUCUUCCCAGCUCAGACAGUGAGGCCGACAGGACCUACGAUAUCGAGGAACACAAGAAACACACCCUGUUCUGUGGCACCCACGUCAUCCAGACCCGCUUCUACGCCGGUGAACUCGUGAAGGCUGUUGUGGUCCGAACAGGCUUCAGUACAGAGAAAGGCCAGCUGGUGCGCUCCAUCCUCUACCCCAAACCCACAGACUUCAAGCUGUACCGCGAUGCGUACCUGUUCCUGUUGUGUCUGGUUGGAGUUGCAGGGAUCGGCUUCAUCUACACCAUCAUCCUCAGUGUCAUCAACGAGGUUCCAGCCAAUACGAUCGUCAUUGAAUCUCUGGACAUCAUCACCAUCACCGUGCCGCCGGCCUUACCGGCAGCCAUGACGGCUGGUAUCGUGUUCGCGCAGCGGCGCCUGAAGCGAAUUGGCAUCUUCUGCAUCAGCCCCCAGAGGAUCAACAUGUGUGGGCAAAUCAACGUGGUUUGCUUUGACAAGACAGGGACGCUCACCGAGGACGGGUUGGACCUGUGGGGCAUUCAGAGAGCUGAAGGCGACAGCUUUUGUCCACCAGAGUUGGAGGCGGCUAAAGCAGGUCUGGUGAACUCUGCGUUUGUGGCCUGCAUGGCGACCUGCCACUCGCUGACCAAGAUAGAAGGGGAGCUGUCUGGAGACCCGCUGGACCUCAAGAUGUUCAGUGCUACAGACUGGGUUCUAGAAGAGCCCACAGAAGAAGAGACUGCCCUCCACAACCCCAUCAUGCCCACAGUCGUACGACCGCCGAAGAACCUCCUCCCUGAAGCCAACCGGAGCAAUCCACUGACUCAGAACGCGGAGCUUUCUGAGUUACCAUCGUGCGAGAUCGGUAUCGUCCGUCAGUUCCCCUUCUCGUCGGAUCUGCAGAGGAUGAGCGUGGUGGUCCGGAGGCUGGGGGAGAAGCACAUGGAGGCGUUUCUGAAGGGGGCGCCGGAGGUCGUGGCCGGUCUCUGCAAGCAGCACACAGUCCCGCAGAGUUUUACAGAAACUCUGGAGACCUACACCCGGCAGGGCUUCAGGGUCAUCGCCCUGGCACACCGGCAGCUGGAGUCCAAACUCUCCUGGCACAAAGUCCAGAACCUCAGCAGGGACGUGCUGGAGACCAACAUGGAGUUCCUCGGCCUGAUCAUCAUGCAGAACAAAAUCAAAGAGGAGACCGCAGGCGUUCUGUGUGACUUACGGAAGGCCGACAUCCGCACCCUGAUGGUCACAGGCGACAACAUGCUGACGGCAAUAUCGGUGGCUCGGGACUGUGGGAUGGUUCGUCCGCACGAGAAGGUCAUCAUCGCGGACGCUCAGCCUCCCAAAGACUUCCACCCUGCCAGCAUCACGUGGCAUUACACCGAGGAGCCUGCUCAGAGUGCCAAAGACAACCAGACCGUGGAGAUCAACCUGGAGGAAGGAAUGUUUGAAGAUCGAAUUUCUCAACAAGGUUAUCACUUCGCUGUGAGUGGAAGAGCCUUCGCUGUGAUCACGGAGCACUUUCCUCAGCUGGUCCAGAAGCUCGCUCUGAAAGCCACUGUGUUUGCUCGAAUGGCUCCGGACCAGAAGACUCAGCUGGUGGAGGUCCUGCAGGGCAUGGACUACACCGUCGGGAUGUGUGGCGACGGUGCGAAUGACUGUGGAGCCCUGAAGAGAGCUCACAGCGGGAUUUCUCUGUCUGAGCUGGAGGCCUCGGUGGCUUCACCCUUCACCUCGUCCACCUCGAACAUCUCCUGCGUCCCCAACCUCAUCAGGGAGGGCCGAGCCGCCCUCAUAACGUCGUUCUGCGUGUUCAAGUUCAUGGCGCUCUACAGCAUCAUCCAGUACCUCAGUGUCACGCUGCUCUACUCGGUUCUCAGCAAUCUGGGAGACUUCCAGUUCCUCUUUAUCGACAUCGCCAUCAUCCUCAUCAACGUCUUUACAAUGAGUCUGAACCCAGCGUGGAAGGAGCUGGUGUUGCGUCGCCCGCCGUCCAGCCUGAUCUCCGGCCCGCUGCUCUUUUCGGUUCUGACCCAGAUCCUCACCUGCCUGGUCUUCCAGGUGCUGGCUUUCCUCCUGGUGCAGCAGCAGAGCUGGUACGAGAAGUGGACGCCUCAGUCGGACGCCUGCAACAUUUCCACCUCCAACCACUCGUACAGCGUCAACGAGACAAUGCACGUCGACCAUAAGAACAUCAAGAACUACGAGAACACCACGCUCUUCUACGUCUCGUCCUUCCAGUAUUUGGCUGUGGCCGUCAUCUUCUCCAAGGGGAAGCCCUUCAGACAGCCGAGCUACAAAAACUGGCCGUUCAUGCUGUACUGCGCGGUCCUGUAUUUCUUUCUCCUCCUCAUCAUGCUGCAUCCGUUUCCCGCCAUCGACAACUUCCUGGAGAUCGUGUGCGUUCCUUCUGACUGGCGCGUCACUCUGGUCGUCAUCAUCUUGGUGAACACGGCCGUGUCUUUCCUGCUGGAGCCGUCCAUCGACCGCUGGGGCAGGCCCUUCCUCCUCUGGCUGUUCUGUCGGAAGAACAAGCCGCCCAGGGUGCAGUACAAGCAUCUGGCUCUGGAGCUGCUGGAGGACGCCGACUGGCCUCCCAAACCCUCCACCAUCACCUACGACGAGUCCCGCCUCCCUGACCCUCACAUGACUGCUGACCGAAACCCAGCACAGACUGAACCUGGAGCUCCCAGUGAGCCUGACUUAGAAUCUGAAGUGACUGGUGAUGCUGAUUCCUGCUGGCCAGCCUUCGUAGCGAGGAGGCCUCCUACUGUACCGAUCGACUGACACUGUGAACUUUUCAAUCUUCCAUUUUUGAUUCGCUUCAUCAACACUCCCUGCAGUUGGAUUUUAGCCGUACUGUUUGGUCACGCUGCUGAAACUUGAGCCACAGGAUUGUUGAAGGUGUAGCUUAGCGCUGUGGAACAUGCAGUUAUCGUUGAAAGUUAGAUGCUAAAAUUGGUUGAUUUAACUCAGCACCAGGACUCGCUGGACAAAGAGGGAACCGGCUAGCCUGGCUCCAUGCAAAGAGUUGCUUUGGUUGAAAUUCUUCCCGUGGAAGAGAAAAAAGCAGAAAUGACUGCGUCCCUUUAAAACAAACAAAAACUGUGUGAAAGUGAAGAGCGUCAGAAUGAACCACUUCAUCGUCCCUCGAAUGCAUCGGAGGUAGUUUGUGCUCUGUUUCUCAAAUCAUGACUGUGUUUAUGAGCUAAAACUUUGCAUUAAUUCAACCAUUUAACCUGAAUGAGGCGUAACAGAUGUUUUGAUUAAUGAAUUAAUGCCUUUAAACGAAUCACUGAGACACUUGCUGCUGUGAAGAUUUUAUAACAGUUGAUUUUUUAACGUCAGAUUUUUUAGAUAUUUUUGCGUAACUUUGUCUAUUGCUGUUGUGUACAUUUUUUUAUAGUCAGUUUGACAAAAUUAAAAUAUGAAUCGUGUAUUACUGCUAAUUAUAACGAUGUUUUUAACUGUUAAUUCACUUUCUUGUUUCUACAAUGUGAGAAAAACAACAACAUGUUUCAGUGCGUCUACAGAUAUCCCGGUGUUUGCUCUGCAGAACUUCCAUCACGUUUCCCAAUAAAUCUGUGUAUUAAGCCA
Molecule: messenger RNA, 4587 nt
Organism: Stegastes partitus (bicolor damselfish)
Lineage: Eukaryota; Metazoa; Chordata; Actinopteri; Pomacentridae
Product: probable cation-transporting ATPase 13A3
Biological process (GO): intracellular calcium ion homeostasis; polyamine transmembrane transport
Cellular component (GO): late endosome membrane
Molecular function (GO): polyamine transmembrane transporter activity; P-type ion transporter activity; ATP hydrolysis activity
Source: RefSeq, a predicted model, not a curated record